AUAUUUGAAAACGAGGCUUCAGCAGUCGAUGAAUCCAAAAUGGCGGACCACAAACCAAUCUAUGGAUCUUAUUUAUUAUUUUUAUUGUUUUCAUUGAACUCUUUAUAUUUUGUGGAUACAGAGGGACUGCCGAAAAAAGCACAGCUAGAAAAUUUGGUUGAAAAUUUGUCUCGAACAUUGGUGGGACGAUUUAACACAGUUACAGCAUCUGACACGGUUGUUGCUGCGUAUAAUAAUACAGACAGUAAAAACAAAGCUCAUGCAAAAUUUAGUUUGAAAUUUGAAAAAUUGGAUACAGAUGCCAUUGUCAAAAAUUUCGCAGAUUCCCUCAGAAGCAUGUUCUUACUUAAGAUGGAAGCAUUGAACAAUUCUGUGAGGGCAGCGGAGGAGGCCGCAGCUAAUCAUACGUGGAAUAAUAAUAUAAAGAAAGAGGACUUCACAUGUUUAAAAGCAAAGGAGAUACUGCCUAACAAUACUGGCCUUGUAUACAGUGAGAGGUUCAAACAGAAGAUCAUUCCAAAUGUUUCCAGCAUUCACAUUCCUGUCGAGAUCUAUGAUGGAGUCAAACUAGUACCGCAAUGGUCGUUGAAGGAAAAAAUUCCGAGGGAUGUUGAGAUACUGAAUGGUCUGCAGUGGUCAGCAGCUCUGGACAAGGUUUUCACUGAGAAUUAUAAAAAGGAUCCUGAGAUACUGUGGCAAUACUUUGGUAGCCAGAGUGGUUUUAUGCGAACCCUACCUGCAAGCAGAUGGGAAACCGGUGAUGAAGUUGAUUUAUACGACGUUCGGCGUAGACCAUGGUAUACCCAGGGGUCGAGUUCUCCAAAAGAUAUGUUGAUUUUGAUAGAUACGAGUGGAAGUGUGUUUGGCCAGGCGCUUGAACUGAUUAAAGUCGCUGUAAAGUCACUACUAGACACCCUGGGAGAAAAUGACUUUGUUAAUAUAGCACAUUUUAGUAAAGAAGCUCACAAUGUAUCCAGGUGUUUUAAUGGCACUUUUGUACAAGCUAACUACAGAAAUAAAAAGAAACUGAUAGAAGAAGUGAAUGGAAUUGAGGCAGGGGGAAUGGCAAACUAUAAAGCUGGACUGACUUUUGCAUUUGAACAGUUUGUCAAGUUAAAGAAUCAGACAAAUGGUAGACGAGGCGCUGACUGUAACAGAAUGAUCAUGCUGCUCACUGAUGGCGGGUCUGAUUUAGCUGAGGAUGUGUUCAAAAAGUACAAUCCUAAAGACCACCAGAUGUACCGCGUGUUUACCUAUGCUGUUGGACCCACAGCUAAUCCAGUAUCAGCUAUACGGUGGAUGGCCUGUGCUAAUAAAGGUUAUUUCUCUCAGAUACCUGCCAUGGGUGCUGUAAGGUCAAAGGUUCAGGAAUAUGUAGAUGUGAUUUCUCGACCAUUACCAUUAUAUCACUCAAAGCAUGAGUUAUGGACGAGUAUUUACCAGGGCGUAUAUCAAGAUGCGGGUCUAGGCAUGAUGACAACUGUGACACUACCUGUGUACAACAAAACUAAUAUGAAUGGUUCGACUGCCCAGACUAUACUAGGUGUAAUGGGUAUAGAUGUAACAACAGAUGCCAUGUUGAAAUAUGCUCCUCUAAGAAAGUUUGGACCCAAUGGAUUCACGUUUGCCAUAAAUGCUAAUGGUUACAUAGUGUUCCAUCCAAAACUGAAGGUUCAGAAUGACUUGAAAGACCCACCGAAUGUGGAUUUCCUAGAAGUUGAGGUUGAAACCGACGCUACAGUGCAGCUUCGUAAUGACAUGAUAGAUCAGAAACAGGAUAGAAUUGAAAUUGUAAUGUACACCAUUGCCAAGGAUCAGAGACAUGUUGAUAUUGAGAAUGGCGACAGAAAAAGGAUCAUCAGCUAUCGUGGAAUUGAUCUUACUAAUUUCAGUCUCGGUGUGAAUAUACCAAAGUACCAUGAAUAUUAUCUGAUGAUUGAAACUGAUAUACAAACACCAGUCAAUGAAAAAAAUAAAAGUUUAUUGAAUGAUACCCAUACUGCAUUGCUGAUACCUGACUGGGAAUUCUUUGAAGGUUAUUUGUCUAAGAACUCGACAGGAACUGUCCUUGACCUGCAGGAAGCCCUUGAAAAUCCAUCUCAAUACAAAUGGGACGAUGAAUUGAUCAAUCAUUUAUUGUUUGAUCUCUCCGUAACAUCAACUAUAGACGGAUUCUGGCCGCUUCUACACAACAAUCCGGAUGGAGAAGGGUUGAUUGGCGCCUUUAUUGCGACAAUGGGAGGUUUAACUAAGAUAUACCCUAAAAGCUGCACAUACAAGCAUCUUGCUACGAGGAAUUUGUGUGAGGGCCCGCGACCUCGAGAUAGAAAAUGUUAUAUUGAGUGUAGUAAUGUGACGGAUAGGGAAGAUUUGGUCAAACAGUUUAUUGAUCAGAGAGAUCCAUGGAAAGCCAACUACUUCAAGAGAGCUAUUGAUGCCCCACAUUUAAUAUUCAGUGCUCCAUAUAUUCUUGAUCCAGUUAGUCCGGAAAAUAUAUCUGCCAAUGAUUCAUUUGGUGAAGUAACAGUUGUCAAGUCUAUUUCCAUUAACAACAGCAAGAUGGGCUCAAACCUUGGUGGUCAAAGUCUGAACUACAAAGCUGCAGUUCUGGGAGCGGUAUUCACACACGAGCACAUCAGAGAUACCAUGAUUAAAGUAUCCAACCAGACAAGUAUAGGUGACUGCGGGGAUCCGUCAACCACGGCAUGUUACCUGAUUGAUGACGGGGCGUUUCUUAUAGCAACUAAUCAAGAACAGUACGAAACUAGUGUUGGACGUUUCUUUGGAAAGGUAGAUCCUGAAGUAAUGUUUCAACUUUACAAUAGCUCCUUCUUUCAUAGAAUACAUCAGUUUGAUUAUACAGCUACAUGUAACAUUGUCAAUGAUGAAACUAGUGCUGCAAAUAUUAACAUUCCAUUUGUUGCCCUGUUUUACGAAUUCCUUACUUUCAACUGGUGGUCAAGUAUUAUGACAUGGACCAUUACGAACUUCAACAUUUACAAUAUGAUGUAUACAGAACCUGCAUAUGGUCUAGAAGAUGAGCUGUUCAACAUGGCUAAGACAAGAGAAUGUGUGAAGAAACAGGCACAGUAUUUCUUCUCUGACCUAGAGUAUCUUGAAGGUCAGACUGAUUGUGAAGUUAGAAAUAUCAACUGCUCAAGAGAGUUUGUGGUUCAUCGUGUUAUGGAUACAAACCUUGUGAUGGUGAUCACUGAUGCGGAAAAAGACGGUUGUGACAAGUGUCGUAAAUCUGUCAAUCCAAAAGAUCUUAUACAGGAGCCUAUAGAACCCUCUGCUAGGGAAGUUGAUAAUGAGUUUUGUCACAUGAAACCACGCUACAGGAAAUCUACAAGCAACUGUUAUGAUAGCCAUCCAGCAGAGAAUACAGAUAAAUGUUCAGCAUCUUUAGCUCAUCCUGUUUCCAUGGUGAUAAUUUUCCUUGUUUCAAUGGCAAUCAUUCUACUUAACAACCGGUGAUGGUGAAAUAAGACUUAAGAAUAGCCACACAUUCCUGUUCUUAGUUAUAUUUUUCAUUCAGAAGCAACGAUUUUCCACCUGACCUUGAUUACAGCCUUUGACCUUGAACAGUGACCUUGAGUGGUAAAGGUCAACAGAUUUUCUUUUAUAUAAGAACUUCAUUGUUUGAGAAAAAAUCUUUUGUUGGAGUAGAAUAUAUGAUAGGUCUGUUUUGUUUUUGAGUUCUGUUUUAUAUCUACAAUGAAUUAAUGUUAUAUUUUGAAUAAGAAAAACACAAAAGUAAGAAAGUGCCAAAAAUGCAAUAUUGGUGAUUUGUGUUUAUAGUGUGUUAUAGUGUAUAAACAAAGCAAAAAAAAAAUACUUCAGCCAAACUUAAAUUUUAUAUACAUUAUGUUUUAAGAGGAAAACUUAUAAAAAUUGUUGUCAUUUAAGAAAUCAGAAAAACAUUUAACAAAAAUGGGUUAAAUGAUGGGAGCCCAGAUAAGCCUACCUAGUUAUGUAGUUUUACCAUAAUAUGUGCAUAUUGCUCACAUGCUGCUUAAAGGAGCUCCACUGAGGUCAAAAAACCUAAAAAAACAUAAAAUUUAAAAUUCUAACAUAAAUUCUUACAUAGAUUAAGUGAGACACUUAAAUUGGAAUUAUUUGCAAGAAUAAUAAAGAAAUAUGCUCAGAAUUAAAUUUAAAAAAAAAAAUUUUUGUGUGAACUUUAGCCUGAUUUGAGUGAAAAGUGAGGCAACAUUUUCAUUUUUGGGUAAAAUUUCACAAAAAAAAAAAAAAAAAAUGAUUCUGGAAAUACUGGGAGAGGGAAUGAUCUGAAAAUUUGCACAAAAGUUAUUGGUCUAGACAUACAUCAAAUGGUACACAAAUAUGAUAAUAUAUUUCCAGUCCCUUCAUGACAAAAAAUUGAGUGGAUUCCCGUGAAAUACAUUAUAUGAUGUGUAGUAAUAUUAUAGGGUUUGAUAUUUAAAAUUAGGCGUGGCCAUUUUACAUUCUCAGCCAGGUAAAGUAAAGAUUAUUUUGUUGGGUAUAUAUGCAACAUUGGGCUCGUUCAUGUUUGUUGAAAUAUGUUUUCAUAUGAUGUCAUAUGUUUAUUAUUAGUCACCAUUUUGUGUUAAAGCUUUAAAAAUCUACAACAGAUUGUGUUAAAAUAGUUGUGAAAUAUUGCGAUAGAUGUUUGUAUAAGUUGAAUAUUUAUUAUAGAGUAUAUUACACAUAUAUUAACUGUUUUCUUUUCCCCCCUCUGGAUAUGUGGUGCUCCCUCAAACGCCCUGCCUUGUGUAUAUAGUGUUUAUAAAACAGGCUGCAUAGUCCUUUAUGCUCAUUAUUUUGAAACAUAUAACAGUCCUGAUUUAAUUUUGAAAAAUCUUUGUAGAUAAAUUUUUCCCUAAAUUAAUGAAGUGUUGAUUUGAUGGUAUCAGUUUUGUUGGGUUUUUGCUAAAUAUAUGUUAAAAUAUAUA
Ruditapes philippinarum (Manila clam) is the source of this 4934-nucleotide messenger RNA. RefSeq names its product voltage-dependent calcium channel subunit alpha-2/delta-2-like. The coding region runs from base 40 to 3477 and encodes 1145 amino acids. The transcript is spliced from 39 exons. The record is from RefSeq and is a predicted model, not a curated record. NCBI's taxonomy places the organism in Eukaryota, Metazoa, Mollusca, Bivalvia, Venerida, Veneridae. Gene Ontology annotation, molecular function: voltage-gated calcium channel activity. Gene Ontology annotation, cellular component: voltage-gated calcium channel complex.